Penicillium expansum is the source of this 897-nucleotide messenger RNA. Its product is annotated as SDR family oxidoreductase. The record is from RefSeq and is a predicted model, not a curated record. Lineage: Eukaryota; Fungi; Ascomycota; Eurotiomycetes; Eurotiales; Aspergillaceae. The coding region runs from base 1 to 897 and encodes 298 amino acids. The transcript has a single exon.
AUGCACGUCUUCGUGACUGGAGCCACCGGCUUCAUCGGUAGAGCAGUCGUCGAUGAACUCCUAACAGCCGGCCACACGGUCACAGGUCUCGCCCGCUCUGACGAAGGCGCCGCUGCACUGACAGCGAAAGGCGUUAAAGUAAUCCGUGGUUCCUUUCGAGACCACGAGAUCGUCAAGCAAGGAGCCAGCGAGGCCGACGGCGUGAUCAACCUUGCAUUCGAUCACGACUUCAGCAAAUAUGUUCAGAACUGCAUUGACGAGAAAGAGACCAUCGAAGCUAUAGGCUCAGUCCUGGCCGGAACGAACAAGCCUCUGGUCACCACCUCUGGCACUUUGGGACUCACCCACGGGAAAGUCAGCACCGAAGAGGAAGUCAUUGAUUACGAACGGCCGAUGAACAACCGCGCCCAGAAUGAGAAGGUGAUUUCCAGUCUUGCUGAGCAGAACGUGCGUGCUUGUGUCAUUCGCCUGCCGCCUACUGUACACGGCGAUGAGGACCAUGCUUUCAUCGAGAGGCUUGCUAUUCUGGCCCGUUCGCAGGGUAAUGCUAUCUACAUCGAUGAGGGACUAAACCGAUGGCCUGCUGUUCAUCGUCUUGACGCUGCUCGACUCUAUCGACUUGCCCUAGAGAAUGGUGUUGCUGGAAGCAAGUACCAUGCUGUGGGCGAGGAGGGUGUCGCCAUGAAGGAUAUUGCUGAAGCUAUUGGUCAUGACCUGGGUCUCCCGGCCGUCUCCAAGACUCUUGAUGAAGCGGGGAGUCUUGAUGGCUUCAUAUCCUAUGUUAUGAGCAUAGAUAACCCGGUUUCAAGCAAGAAGACCCAGGAACUUCUUGGCUGGGAGCCAGUGGGCCGGAAGCUUUUGGAUGAUAUCAAGGCUGGCGUUUAUUUCCAAAAGUGA